AUGUCGCAAUACUCUCUCCGCAGAGGACAAUCAGACCAGCCUCAGGCAAUACCGUAUCGUCAGUCCUCAGUGGCGUCCACUGCUUCCACUUUCUCGGCUGCAUCGAGCAUGUUCGGGCCAAGUCGUAUGAGCACCGUGACCUCGACAACGUCUAGCGCAUACUCGACCGGCAGCAUUGGGCAUAAGAGAGGGCAGAGUGAAGCAGCCAUGGGCCCAAUUAAGGAUUAUGGCGGUCACAGCAGUAUCGAAAACAGCCCAGAUCACUUCUACCGAAACGCUCGCCAUUCACUCCGGCCAUUACCACAAGCUCCAAAUACCCCGUCUCCGCCCAACACGAAGCGAAAGAGCUCCUACCAUGCCCGCGCCAACACUCUCGACCGGUUCCCGCAAACUCAAUCAGAAGAUCCCUUUCUGUCGCAUAUACAUCUGAAUAGUGUCUCCUCUCCACAAUCACCACGACCUCGUCCUCAACAUGCUAUGAGUAGUCCACAGCAGCCCGCCUUCAAAGCGCCGGACUUUGAAGAGCUUCAGAAGUCGUCAACAAGCCAUCUCCGAGCACUGUCAAAGUUUACUCGCGAUGCGGACUCGGAAGAAUAUGGCAUAACUAGGCCAGCUCCAUCUGUCGUUGGCCUCACCAACAGAAGACAGCUCAAAAGGGUCGACUCAACCGUAGGUCACGCGCGGGCGAACAAGUUUGGCUUCGAGAGGAAUUGGAUGGAUAAGCAACGACAAUUCCUUCAGGCUUACGAGUAUCUGUGCCACAUCGGUGAGGCGAAAGAAUGGAUUGAGGACAUCAUCCACAAGUCUAUACCUCCAAUUGUUGAGCUGGAAGAGGCGCUUCGAAAUGGCAUUACCCUCGCCGAACUGGUACAGGUUUUCUACCCCGACCAACAGCUUAAAAUUGUGCGGGACCCGAAGCUCAAGUUCAAGUACACCGACAAUAUCGUGCUCUUCUUCCGCUUCUGUGAGGAGAUUGGCCUUCCCGAGCUCUUCCGAUUUGAGCUCAUCGAUCUCUACGAGAAAAAGAACAUUCCCAAAGUUAUUUACUGUAUCCACGCCCUCUCCUGGCUACUGUACAGAAAGGGAAUGGUCGACUUCAGAAUAGGUAAUCUCGUUGGACAACUUGAGUUUGAGCACCAUGAGCUUGAGCAGACUCAGCGAGGGCUUGACAGAGCUGGCGUGAGCAUGCCCAGCUUUGCUGGUAUGGGCGCCAGCUUUGGAGCAGAGCCUGAACCGGAGCCGGUUGAAACAGAGCAAGAACGAAUCGACCGCGAAUUGCAUGAAGAAGAGGGAGCUGUUCUGGAGCUUCAGUCCCAGAUUCGUGGAGCCUUGGUUCGCCUCCGUCUGGGCGAUACGAUGCAGUCUCUGUGGGACAAUGAAGAUGCCUUGAUCCGUCUGCAGUCGCUGAUUCGGGGCGACUGGGCGCGUCAGGUCACUGAGUACAGGCUGAAUAUGCAACGCUUCGCGACCGAUCUACAGGCCGCCACUAGAGGCUUCCUUGCAAGGUCCAAUCAACAGCGUAAAGAGCAGCUAUGGAAGGCUCGGGAAAAGGAUGUCGUCAGAAUCCAGAAUCUCAUCCGGGGCCAUCGGGCCCGAGUUGAGACCCAAAAUAUCAAGACGCAGGCACAGCAACAUGUCCAGGGCGUCAAAGCUUUCCAGGCCGCUGUACGCGGCGCACUGGCUCGGAGGGACGCUCUCGAUCAACAAGAUGCGGUAAAGGAGUCGGAGGCAGAUGUGCAGGCCCUGCAAGGAGUCGCUCGAGGUAUGCUGCAGCGGCGCAGUUUGCAGAAGGACCAGGAUCUUUUACGCCAGCAAGAGUCCAGAAUUGGACGAGCGCAAGGAUUGAUCAGGGGCCUUCUCACGAGACAGUACCUGUCCAAGGAGCGGCAGUCUCUCCAGAAGUUCACUGCGCAAUGGUCCAGCCUCCAGUCUGCUGUUCGUGGGCGUGCUGUUCGGCAGGAGAUCUCAGAAGUCAAACGCGAGCUAGGGAGUCAUCAGCCAGUGAUCUCUCAAGUGCAAGCAGCCAUCCGAGGUGCCAAUACACGCGAGGAUUACAAUGCUUUGCGUCUCGAUCUCUUGAGGCAGUCAAGCGCCGCGAUCCCCUUCCAAGCAAAGAUUCGUGGGUUUGUCCUUCGACACCGCAUCAGGGAACAACGCAAGGCGCUGGAUGAACAUACCGGCACCAUCGAGAAACUCCAAGCAUUCUCACGAGCUUGCAUUCUAAGGGCUCGAGUAGCUGAUACACUGGCUGACCUUGAACUGAACGUUGACGAGGUCAUAGAGCUUCAGUCUUUAACACGGGCUAUGCUUUGCCGCCAGCACGUGGGUGACUUGCUCUCAGAGCUUGAUGAGCACGACGAAGCUGUAGUCGAGUUACAGGCCUUGAUCAGAGCAGGGGCCGUCAGGAAGCAAUUUGCAGAGAAACAGAAAUAUUUCAAGGAAAACAUGCAGAAAGUCAUCAAGAUUCAGAGCGUCGUCCGGGCCAAAAUUCAAGGUCAAGCCUAUAAGAGUCUGACCGCAGGAAAGAAUCCGCCCGUGAACACUCUCAAGGGAUUUGUUCAUCUUCUCAAUGACAGUGACUUUGAUUUCGACGAGGAAAUCGAGUUCGAGCGAUUACGGAAGCUGGUCGUCCAACAUGUGCGUCAAAACGAGCAUGCCGAUCAAUAUAUCCAACAGCUCGACAUCAAGAUCGCGUUGCUAGUCAAAAACAAGAUCACGUUGGACGAAGUCAUCAAACACCAGAGGCAUUUUGGUGGUCAUGUCGGGACUCUCCUGCCAAAUUCUGAAAUGGCGUCGAAGGAUCCUUCCGACCUCAAAGCACUUAACAAGACCUCGAGGCGCAAGCUGGAGCACUAUCAAGAUCUUUUCUUCCUGCUCCAGACACAACCUCAGUAUCUCGCCCGUCUCUUCCGACGCAUUCGUGAGCAGAACACAUCUGAAAAGGAAGGUGAAAAGAUCAAGCAUGUGGUGAUGGGCCUAUUUGGGUAUGCACAGAAGCGUCGUGAGGAGUACUACCUGACGAAGCUCAUCGCACGGUCCGUCAAGGAGGAAGUUGACUCGUCAAUGUCCCUACAGGAUUACAUCCGCACCAAUGCAUUCUGCUCGAAGCUCUUUGCUGCUUAUGUCAAGUCGCCACGAGACCGAAAAUACCUUCGCGAUGCUAUGGGUGCAUUGGUCAAGGAGCAUUUUCUGGACAAUCCCCACCUAGACCUGGAAAGCGAUCCCAUGCAAAUUUACCUCUCAGCUAUCAACAACGAAGAACUUCGGACAGGUCAUCGCAGUCAGCGAAAUCCGAAUGUCCCUAGAGAGGUUGCGCUGCGCGAUGAGGAGACCCGGAAGACCUUCAUCGCUCACAUGGAGACUCUACGCGAUAUCACCGAUCAUUUCUUGCUCUGCUUGGAAGAGACUUUGCAUCGAAUGCCUUUCGGUGUUCGUCACAUAGCACAACAGACCCACAACCACCUCAUGGCUCGCUUUCCUGGCGAGGACCCUGGUCUAGUCCUCCAGCUAGUUGGACAAUGGCUCUGGCGUAACUACCUUCAGCCUGCCCUACUUGAACCCGAAAAGUUUGGCGUUGCCGACCGUGCCAUGACCCAGGAGCAGAAGCGAAAUCUGAGUGAAGUAUCCAAGGUCCUAAAUCAAGCGGUACUAGGAAGGGAGUUUGGUGUGGACAACGUGUACAUGCAGCCACUCAACAACCACGUUCGCGAGUACAUCCAGCGAUUCGGCGACCUCUGGAACCAUGUGAUCUCGAUUCCCCCAGCUGAAGAGCAUUACGACAUCGACGAAUUCAACGACCUGUACGCGAAGAUAAAGCCGACACUGUACAUCAAAAUGUCUGACAUUUUCUCCAUUCACAAGCUGCUCACGUCCGAGAUCAGUAGUGUCUCACCGAACCAAGACGAUGUGCUACGCGAAAUCAUGCGGGAACUGGGUAGUGUCCAGAGCAGCGAGAGCGAGCUCAAAGUUGUAAGCACGGGUGAGAUCAGUCUCACCUUGACGCCAAAGCUGCUCAACGCUGAAGAUCCCGACGCUGAAGUGAAGGCACUUUGGACAGAGACAAAGAGAUGCGUCUUGCACAUAAUCCGCAUCCAGUCUGGUACAAGCUUGCUGGAGAUUCUCGUCAAGCCAAUCAAUCCGGAAGACGAAGACAAAUGGGAGGAUCUUGUUCGGGAUGAGCUCUCAUCAAACAACAGCAGGGGCGCUUACGCAGACGCGCACAACAUCCUCGAUAUCGCAUCACUUAGCUACCCCGACCUCAAACGGAUCGCACUCGAGAACGUUCUUGAACUGCAGCGCAUCGGUCGUCUUUCCCAGCACAACAACUACCAAGACCUUCUCAACGCCAUCGCAGUUGAUAUCCGGACCAAGCAUCGCCGACGGGUGCAACGCCAACGCGAAUUAGAAAAUGUGAAGACCACCCUGGAGCGACUGAACGAACAAGCAGUGUAUCUCGAAGGCCAGCUCAAGACGUACAACGACUACAUUGAGCAGGCCAUGGUGACACUGCAGAACAAGAAAGGAAAGAAGCGUUUCUUGUUGCCUUUCACCAAGCAGUGGGAUCACGAGCGUGAGCUGCAGCGCUCCGGGCGUUCCUUCAAAUUCGGCUCGUACAAGUACUCGGCUCGCAAUCUUGCAGACAAGGGUGUCCUCGUACACUGGCGCGGUUACCAGGAGAGUCAGUGGGUCCGUGUCGACCUGACGAUCUCCAGUAAUGAAGUUGGCGUCUUCACCAUCGAUGGGAGUUCAGGCAACAUGAUGAUUCCCGGAGCGAAUGCGCAGGUACCGCUGGACGACCUGUUGCAAGCUCAGUUCAACAACACGCAAUUCAUGGAAUUCUUCGAAGGUGGCGUGCUCAAGGUGAACGUCAACCUGUUCUUGCACUUGAUAAUGAAGAAGUUUUAUAAUGAAUGA
Molecule: messenger RNA, 4914 nt
Organism: Cyphellophora europaea CBS 101466
Lineage: Eukaryota; Fungi; Ascomycota; Eurotiomycetes; Chaetothyriales; Cyphellophoraceae
Exons: 2
Coding region: 1-4914 (1637 amino acids)
Biological process (GO): regulation of GTPase activity; regulation of actin cytoskeleton organization
Cellular component (GO): cytoplasm
Molecular function (GO): calmodulin binding; actin filament binding; GTPase activator activity
Source: RefSeq, a predicted model, not a curated record